GUCAAAUUAGACAAGUGUCAAAUAUAUAAUUAUUACACUUUUUGUAAGCACAAAACAGCCAGAGUUGGAUUUAUUGCACAAUAUUAUUUUAUAAGUCAUUCUUCGUUGCGACCACGUUGGGGGUCGACAUGUAAACAAGGAACAUUAUUUAACUUUUAAUAUUAGUGACAAAAAAUAACUUGCAAUGGCGUCUAAAUCAGAAAACGUUCGUGCUAGGAUCGUAAAGGCAUACGAAUUAGAUGAAAUUGAAAAAUUAAUCAAGGAUGCGAAAGUCGCACAUGUUAUGCUUACUGAGGCACCUCCACUGGUCGAUGAGGCAAGUGUAUUGACCCGCCUCAGUGCUCUCACUCUCCGAAGCUCAGAUGGUAUUAGUUGUUCCUGUUGUGGUGUUGGCCCAUUCACCACCAGAGCACAACAGACUGCGCAUUAUAAACACCACUGGCAUACGCAUAAUCUGAAGAGGAAGCUGUUUGGCCGGAAACCUAUUAGUCUUGGAGAAUAUACUGCUCGUCAAGAUGAAAGCUCAAACGUGUCAGCUAGUGAUUCCGAAGCUGACGACAAUCCUGAUGCUGCAGCUACUGAGCUGUUUGCACUUGCCACUCGGCACUGCAAGGCAUUCUACUCUAACCCCAAGGGGCAGGUGUUCUGUAUUUACCGCUGUUUGCUGCACCAUAGGAAGGAAGAGAUGUCACACGACGGCGAGGGUCAUUUUUGGGCUCGUCGUUUGAAGGAACUCCUUAGUCCAGGCUUCGGACGCUGGGCUGUACUGAUGGUGUCUGGUGGUCAUUUCGCUGGUUGCAUCUUUACUGGAGGCAGUGACGCUAUCCACAAGACUCUUCAUUCGUACACCACGCGAAGGGGCCAGGGCAUGGCGCAAGCAACCAGGGAUCAAUCUGGCAACGCUCCGAAGUCAGCAGGUGCAAGCUUGAGGAGAUACAACCAGGAGCAGUUCCUUGCGGCCAACAGACUGCCUCGGACGGCUGGUCCGCUCUUGAGACGCUUCAAGUACAACAAAGAAGAGUUCUUAAUGCACGUCCAAAAUAUUCUGGUUAGCUGGAAUGAUGACCUGAAAGGCUGUUCGCUGGUGUUCUACCGGGCUGUGGGGACGAUCAAUCAGGCUGCCCUCUUCGGGAAACCAUCGCCUUUGAGGAAAGAGGACCCGAGGGUCAGGCAACUGCCCUUCCCAACUAGGAGACCUUCUUUCAAAGAGGUCAAAAGAGUGUUCCAAACGUUGGCCAGUAUUGAAGUUUAUGAAUCGUUGCAAGACUUCCAAAAAGGGCUGCUGGCUCUUAAUGGCGGUAAAAUUCCAUCGAAAAACAACUCGGACACUAAUAUCAAAAAAUCACAAAAACAACCAGCAAAAACAUUUGACAGAGCUAAAUCUAGAGAACGCGCUCCCCGCGAGCUCCCCACCCAAGUGACGUCAAGCGAAGACGAGGGUCCUUGCUACAUCGACUCGGAGACACCAGCCGGUUGGAUCAAAACCCUAUCAGAGCAAAGCAGUAACGGCAUAAUCACGAACUCACGGAAAGAUCUCCUCAACGACUGUGUGAUCACUAGCUGUGUGGACUCAGAGAGUGAGAAAGAGAUCGUAGAGAAAAAAGAAGAACCGAGAAGAAAGAAGAAGGUUAACAAGAAACCUGAUGAUAAGGCUGUGCCUGUCAAGAAGGGACCUCCUAAGAUUCCUGCUAGUGUUAAGAAUAUGUGGAGAUCAAUUUCGGACAAGGACAGCACUAGUCUCGAUACAAUUAUUGAAGCGUUCGAGGGUGACAUUCAAGCAGCUUGCAACACCCAGGACCCUAUUGAUGGCAACACUGCCUUGCAUAAGGCGGCCAUUGCUGCUAAACCAGAGAUGGUCACUCAGAUCCUGUCAGCGGGCGGGGACCCUUGCAUCAAGAACCACGACCUGCAGACUCCGUACGCGGCCACGCCUCACGCAGACACCAGGAUCGCCUUCCGAAUGUUCCAGGCACAACAUCCCGACAAAUACAACUAUUCCAAGUCCCAAAUCCCUGGUCCAGUGACUCCAGAGCAGUUAGAACAAGAGAAAGAGAGGAAAGCACAGCAGAAGAAGGCGAAACGUCAGCGAGAGAAAGAGAGGCAGGUUGAUAAGAUGAAGGGAAACGCGUUCCUACUACUUAGUGACGACCAAAAGCUGCAAUAUCUAGCUAUGGAUAAUGAAGUUGUUAAUCAUGGUCUUUUAUUCCUCAGAGAAAAGUUCCAGAGCAAGAACAAAGGUGCUUCCUAUGCGGUAGUCAGCUGCCCAAAGUACCGUUCGAGUACGACGGGUGCAAGUUCUGCCAGAUCCCCUGCCUUCACAGCCAUCGGAAGAUCAGGCCGUUAA
Messenger RNA from Spodoptera littoralis (African cotton leafworm), 2344 nucleotides. The record is from the annotation of a GenBank genome assembly. Lineage: Eukaryota; Metazoa; Arthropoda; Insecta; Lepidoptera; Noctuidae.